AGUGAACACGAACAUUCGAACAGUGCAUGGGCGCCCGAGAAAUACUUUGCCCACAGCCAGAACAGCUUCACAAGACAACGCACGAAGCAUCUUCAACUUCGGCCAUUGUGGCGUCUACAAGCUGGGCUUCGCUCUCCGGUGGCCAUGUCCAAAAUAACCCAGUUAGCGGAGGCCUUGCUCAGUCCCUCCCCUCUUGGAUUUCUUUUCGCCCUUAUCGUCGUUAUAUCUGUCCCUAUACUUUUACAUGCCUUCCUAAGCCGCGGCAGUAGCGUGGCUGCUCCGCCGUCAAUCUUACUGAUUGGACCGAGCGGGUCUGGCAAGACAUCACUUCAGACUCUUUUCGAGCGAGGCAAGAGCGCCCCUACUCAUACGUCGCAAACUCCACUUGUGGCAGAGUGCGCUCUUCCUGUCGGGAUUACUGCUGCCUCAGCAAAGUACCGUUCUGCCAACGAUCCCUCACACCGAGUACGUGAGAAGUUUCUACUCAUCGACACACCAGGGCACGGGAAGCUUCACCAUUAUGCCUUCAGUGCCGUAGCCAAUACGCAGAACUUGAAAGGCAUUAUUUUCGUUGUCGAUGCUGCCAAUCUUCCAGCGGGCGAUGAAGGCCUCAGACAAGCCGCCGAAUAUCUUCACGACACGUUAUUACUGUUGCAAAAGCGCUUGACAAACAUCAAGUCUUCCAAGGCCCUCAAGGGAAUAGAGGUCUUGAUUGCCGCAAAUAAGAUGGAUCUAUUUACUGCGCAACCUUCUGCGAUUGUUAGGAGCCUAUUAGAGAAGGAGAUCGGAAAAGUGAGAACCUCGAAAUCUAAAGGUCUUCUGGAAUCUUGUAUCGAAACGGCAGGCGACCUAGAUGAUGUGGACAGUGACGACUGGCUGGGCGAGUCUGGGAGCUCCCAAUUUAAAUUUGAGCAACUAGAUGAGUUCAACAUUACUACCGAGGUUGCCGGUGGCUGUGCUAUGGGAGAGAAUGAAGCAGACGUCCAGAAAUGGUGGGAGUGGGUGGGAGAUCGUCUGUGAGCACAUGUACGAGCACGAGCAAGGAAUCUCCGCCACAUCAUGUAUUUUUGAGGGUGUCCGCCAAUUGGAUGAUUCGGUGGGGUUGGGACCGAGGCGGAUAAGUUAGAUCCAACUACAAUGCCCACUCACUUCGGCCGCAGGGUCGAGAUGAAUGGCCAUCUCCCCUGAGAGAGAGAUAUCAGAGGGUGCCGCACGAUGUCAUGGCAGCCAAAUAAGGUUAUGGGGCACGAAUAUAUCGUGGAUUAAAUCGAUAAUGCUGCAAUGAACGAUACCAUACAUACCUGGGAAUAUUUAUAAUAUAAUUACAUUUAAUAGGUG
Pseudogymnoascus destructans is the source of this 1338-nucleotide messenger RNA. RefSeq lists its product as uncharacterized. The transcript has 2 exons. Bases 145 to 1020 code for a protein of 291 amino acids. The record is from RefSeq and is a predicted model, not a curated record. NCBI's taxonomy places the organism in Eukaryota, Fungi, Ascomycota, Leotiomycetes, Thelebolales, Thelebolaceae.